AUGAACCGCAGCAAUACCUUCAAACCUGAGCGCGAACCUCUCCAACAUACAGACACACUUCAGCUGAACGAUCGCAAAGUCCACGGUCCCGUCUCGUUCCUGAAUCCUACCCAAGCUCGUUUCAAUCCAGUAAAUCCGUCCGAAGACAGCCAAACAGCAAGACCAUCAGAUGUUGUUCCUCGUACUCAGACGCAGAGACCUGGAGAAGCCCAGGUUGCCAAUGCUGGAUACCAGUGGACCUCACGCAACAACCGAAAAGGACGACAUACCCUCGUCUACAACCAAUCAGACGACAGCGAUGCGGUCUACACCAUUCCGCGCGCCACGAACAGUAUCAAAGAAGUCCUCAAAGUCAUGUUUCGCAUGUUCACCUACUUCCCCGUCUGGGACAUAUCCUACCUCGUCGCCAUAAUCUUCACCUUCGGCUCCCUAAUCUGGAUCCUCAACGCCCUCUUCACCUUCCUCCCCUACACUAACCCCUCCUCCCAAUUUCCCGGCGAGAUCGUCUACGGCGGCGGCAUCACAGCCUUCAUCGGCUGCCUUGUCUUCGAAAUCGGCUGUGCCCUGCUCAUGCUCGAGGCCAUCAACGAGAAUCGCGUUGGCUGCUUCGGAUGGGCUUUAGAACAGGUCUACGAUGAUUACUGGAGUCCUGGGAACAGGCGGGAUUCGACGCAUGUGUUCCCGAGCAUAGCGCAUUGUUUCCACCAUCAGCAGAACCGGAAGAACUUCCUUGGUCUGCCGCCAGAGCUUGCGAGGACGCGGACGAGUGGGAUGUCCGUUCAAUUUGAUACGAGGCUGGACGGGGAGAAGUCGUGGAUCUGGUUUCCGUCGAGACGGGAGUUGCGCUCGCACUACUUUCGUGAUCUCGGCUUUCUGGCAUGUCCGUGUUUAUUUGUGGGCAUGAAUGUCUUCUGCAUCGCUGGCCUCUUGGGUCUACCAGGCAUUUACUCGCAUCUCGACACGCCGGCCAAGGUCAAUGGAGCAUACUGGAUCCCCCAGAUCAUCGGCGGGUCGGGGUUCGCAAUUGGAGGCUUGCUGUUCACGAUCGAGACGCAGAGGCGGUGGUGGCUGCCUGCUCCGGGUGUACUGGGGUGGCAUAUCGGCUUCUGGAGCUUGGUCGGCGGUGUUGGGUUUACCAUCGGUCCAACCUUUGGUCUUUGGGCGGAGGAUAAGCACUGGGCGGCGUAUCAGGCAAACUGUAGUUUCUUCUAG
Saxophila tyrrhenica is the source of this 1212-nucleotide messenger RNA. RefSeq lists its product as uncharacterized. Bases 1 to 1212 code for a protein of 403 amino acids. NCBI's taxonomy places the organism in Eukaryota, Fungi, Ascomycota, Dothideomycetes, Mycosphaerellales, Extremaceae. The record is from RefSeq and is a predicted model, not a curated record. The transcript is spliced from 2 exons.